Messenger RNA from Chrysoperla carnea, 497 nucleotides. RefSeq lists its product as uncharacterized. The coding region runs from base 22 to 468 and encodes 148 amino acids. The record is from RefSeq and is a predicted model, not a curated record. The transcript has 2 exons. NCBI's taxonomy places the organism in Eukaryota, Metazoa, Arthropoda, Insecta, Neuroptera, Chrysopidae.
AUUUCAAUUUUAUCAUUACUAAUGAUGACUGGUUUUUUAUUUUUUACACAAACUCAAAUGAUAUCGACAAACGUAAUAAGAAAACGUUCAGCAUUGGGAGUGGGAUAUGUUUCAUUACCAUCAACAUUUGCUGUUCAUGAAUUAUCAACGCAUCAUAUUAAAAAUGUCAUAAUAAAACCAUUAACAUCAAAUACUUCAAGCAUUAUUGAUAAAAAUGAACAUCAUAUUUUAUAUGCAACAAAACAUGCUAAGAAUGCACAUUCAAUAGCUGUUGUACCAAAGAAAACAAUUGAGAAGAAAAUUGCAAUUAUCACAGAAACACACCAUACAUUGAUACCAAUUGUACAUCAAUUACAUCCUCAUCAUCAUCAUGCACUGAUACCUGUAUUACCGACUGGAGGUUUUGGAGUUGGUGUAACUAAAGGUGGACAGGGAGCAGGACAUGGCUGGUGGGUUCCUGCAUUUUAAAUAUCGAAAUGUAUUUUAAAUAUUAUUAA